Calliphora vicina (urban bluebottle blowfly) is the source of this 788-nucleotide messenger RNA. RefSeq names its product NADH:ubiquinone oxidoreductase subunit 18 (gene ND-18). The transcript has 3 exons. NCBI's taxonomy places the organism in Eukaryota, Metazoa, Arthropoda, Insecta, Diptera, Calliphoridae. Gene Ontology annotation, biological process: electron transport chain. The record is from RefSeq and is a predicted model, not a curated record. The coding region runs from base 110 to 649 and encodes 179 amino acids.
GCUAAUUGUCAAAAAUCAGCUGUAAACUGUCAAAAUUUAUGGGACAUUUUUGUUUCAAUAAAAUAUUUUAUGUAAUAGUGUGUUAAAAUCAUAAAUUUUGUUUAGAAAAAUGUCCGUAAUAAGACAAAUUUUCCAAGUUUCCAAACAAGCACAACAAUGGUCUCCCGUUUUGUGCCGCGGCAUGUCUUCGAUGCGUGAUGCUCCCGUUAUCGAUGUAAACACCGCUUUGGCUGCCCCCGAGGAAUUGGAACAGAAAAACAAAUUGCAGGGCACUAUUACCGUACCCGUUAAGGUUGAUAUUAGUCCCAUAACCGGUGUGCCCGAGGAACAUAUUAAGGGACGUCGUGUACGCAUCUAUAUGCCACCCAAAAACGCUAUGCAAAGUGGCACCAACAACAUAAGCACCUGGCAAAUUGAUUUUGACAAUCGCGAACGUUGGGAGAAUCCCUUAAUGGGUUGGUGCUCAACUGGCGAUCCCUUGUCCAAUAUGCAUGUCGAUUUUGCUUCCCAAGAAGAAGCCAUUACUUUCUGUGAAAGAAAUGGCUGGCGUUGGUUUGUAGAGGCUGAGGAAAAGCCCAAAAAGGAGCGUGUUAAGAAUUAUGGCGUUAAUUUCUCUUGGAACAAGCGUACCCGUGUAUCCACCAAGUAAAUGGAGGAGAGCUAAGAAUGAAACACUCCAACAGGAUAUCGUUAAGUUCAGCUUAGAAACAAAAUAUGAUUAACGAGAAUAAAUUAGUAAAAAUUCAAGUGAUUUAAAAUUAAUAAAUUGUAGUUUCAAAAUAAUGAAA